Mollisia scopiformis is the source of this 1494-nucleotide messenger RNA. RefSeq names its product major facilitator superfamily transporter. NCBI's taxonomy places the organism in Eukaryota, Fungi, Ascomycota, Leotiomycetes, Helotiales, Mollisiaceae. Bases 1 to 1494 code for a protein of 497 amino acids. The record is from RefSeq and is a predicted model, not a curated record. Gene Ontology annotation, cellular component: membrane. Gene Ontology annotation, biological process: transmembrane transport. Gene Ontology annotation, molecular function: transmembrane transporter activity. The transcript is spliced from 8 exons.
AUGGCAAGAAAUCAGGUCUCCCAGCCUUCGGUUGAAGAUUUUGAUGCAUUGGAUUCAAUGAAUCCUGUCGAGUACGCAAAGAAAGAGAAGAAAUUGGUCAGGAAAAUCGACAUCCGACUAAUGCCAUGUCUCAUUCUUAUGAUUAUCUUAAACUACCUAGACCGAAAUGCUUUGGCAAAUGCUCGAGUCCAAGGUAUCGAGAAAGACUUGGGUUUGGAAGGAGAUCAGUUCAAUACUUGUAUCUCGGUUCUUUUCGCAGGAUACAUUGCACUUCAGAUACCGUCGAACGCAAUUAUCACCCGGACGAGACCUAGUCUCUACCUUCCGUUCUGUAUGGCGAUUUGGGGUAUUGUGUCUAGCAUGACUGCAUUGGUACAAAACUUCACCGGUCUAGUCUUGGUUCGAUUCUUCCUAGGAUUCGUUGAAGCGCCUUACUUUCCCGGUGCACUGUUCUUACUCUCAUCAUGGUACACACGCGAGGAGCUGGCAUUACGAACAUCAAUCUUGUAUGCCGGUAGUCUCCUCUCGGGAGGCUUUGGCGGUCUUGUUGGCGCCGGCGUCCAAUCUGGCUUGAAUGGAGCAAGAGGCAUUGCAUCUUGGAGAUGGCUAUUCAUCAUUGAGGGUUCAAUUACAGUCUUCGUCUCCAUUUGCGCUGCAUUCAUCAUCCCAGAUUUCCCGCACACAACCAAAUGGCUAAGCCAAGAAGAGAGAGCUAUUGCUACUAAGAGACUCCAGCAUACGAGUGGAAGUCAUGAUACUGAGCGAGGUCCCUUGCUUGGUGGAAUCAAGAUGGCGGUGCUGGAUUACAAAGUCUGGCUUCUUGCCCUGAUAAUAAUCACCAAAACCAUCGCAGGAGCAGUAACAUCCUUUAUCCCCACCCUCGUAGCAACCUUCCACUACACCCCCGUCCAAACCCUCCUCCUCGUUGCCCCGCCCUACGUCUUCGCCACCCUAAUCGCCCUCCUCAUCUCCCGCUCCUCCGACAAACAUUCCGAGCGCGCCUUCCACAUCAUCGUCCCCAUCUUCUUCGGCAUGGCUGGCUUCAUCAUCGUCGCCGCCACUGAGGUCCUCGGUGCGCGGUAUCUCGGGCUGUUUUUGGGUCUCGCGGGAGUUUAUGGGAGUUACAACGUUGCGUUGGCUUGGAUCAGUAGUACACUACCGAGACCAGUCGAGAAGAGAGCAGCGGCGAUAGCGAUCGUUAAUACCGUGGGCAAUAUCGCGCAGAUUUACUCCCCGUAUAUGUACCCCAGCUCGGAUGGGCCGCGGUAUCUCUCUGCUAUGAUUGCUAAUGCGAUUUUCUGUCUCGCGUGUAUCGUGACAACGCUGUUUCUACGGUGGUGUCUUAUGCGGGAGAAUGUCAAGUUGGAGGUCUUGGAGGUUAGGGAUGCGGUUGGGCAGGAGGGGGAGAAGGAGGUGGAGGCAAUGGAGGAGAUUGUUGAUGUGGGGAGGGGUGGGGAGGUGGUUCUUAGGAGGGGGUUUAGGUAUGUUUUGUAA